AUGGAUGCGCCGGGCUUGAACAUGAGACAGAAAGAAGCUGGUGUGGGGGCUUCAAGAGCUCAUUCACUAUCCGAACGGACGCAAUCCUCCUCGAGCACCGUCUUGGGCACACACCAGCGGGAUUCGCAAGAUGCAGACAGCGAUGGUGCAGGCAGUGAACACCCCGACGGGGACGAUGAUGAUGAGGAAGAAGCUGAUGAUGAGAUCAAUGACGAAGAUUCCGAUGAGGAUGAUGACGAAGACGAAGACGAGCCUCGACUCAAAUAUACACAUAUUACCAAGCUUCUGGGGUCAGUUUAUCGCAAUGGGGAUGCGACGAGCACCUUCCUCGUCGCUGGGGACAAGAUGAUCAUGGGAACUCACAACGGUGUCAUUCACGUUCUUUCAUUACCGAACUUGCAACCGCUCCGGGUAUACCACGCUCAUUCGGCCAGCGUAACGUCUAUAUCUAUAUCGCCUUUCCCGCCACCUCUCCCUCAAAUCAGGAUCGAUGCAGCCACGAAAACAAUCAUUGAAGACAUUCCACCUCCCACUCGGGCGUCAACAAGCUCAGGCAGCAUUCGCGCGCAUCCUAAAUCGAAUCAGCAAUCAAGCAUUUUACCGACGCCGUCGAAUUCAAUUCACAUUGCAUCUUCGUCAAUAGACGGCAACGUAUGCAUCGCAUCACUGGUGGACCCCAAGGACAUUCUCAAGAGGAAUUUCGGGCGACCCGUACAGGCUGUUGCGCUCUCCCCUGAUUACAAGAACGACAGGUCUUUUAUUUCUGGAGGUCGAGCGGGCGAGCUGAUCCUAACCACCGGUGGACGGAUUGGUGUGAGUUCGAAUGCCACAACUAUGGGCGGUGCGACUGCGGCGGCUUCGAGCUGGCUGGGCUCGAUGGGGCUGGCAGCCAGUAAUGGAAAAGACACAGUUCUCCAUAGCGGAGAAGGUACUAUCAGUACAAUCAAGUGGUCUUUGUCAGGCAAGUUCGUCACGUGGGUGAAUGAAGAAGGUAUCAAAAUCAUGCGAUCAAACCUUCAUCUUGACGCUCGUGAAUCAGAGUUUGCAUGGAAGCGAAUAAGCCACAUUGAUCGACCGAACGGCCCAGGGUGGGAAGAGAUGGCCGGGGUGUGGAAAGCUCGAGCGGAGUGGAUUGACGAUUCAGCAUUGGAUGAUGACAAUCGACUGGACCCGGGCUAUCAAGUCAAGGAGGCAAGCACGGCACAAACCCUACCAGUCGAGAAACCUGAAAAGCUCGUUGUGGGCUGGGGUGGGACGGUGUGGAUAAUCGAUGUGUUCCCUGAUCGAGCGUGCAAAUCCUCGAAGGGUCAGCGAUAUGGCGCCGCUGAGGUGUCUACGAUCCUUCGGACAGAUUGCGUCAUCUCGGGUAUCUCCUUGUACAGUCCACGUUUACUUGUGGUGCUCGCACAUAUCGAGGCGACGGGCGAUACGCCAGAGAAUGCUUCCAUUCUAUCGGGAAGAGGGCAACGGCGGGGAAACUUGGAACCCGAGCUGCGGAUCAUUGACAUUGAGACCAAGGAAGAGCUCAGCGCAGAUACCCUGUCGUUUGGCCGGUUCGAAAGCCUCACAUCCUCAGACUAUCAUCUGAGUGUGCUGCCGCCUUGGAAGACUGCAGAGGGUCAAAUUGUCCAUCGCGGUGCCUUGGGGACCAUCGGGCAUGGUCUUUUGGAUGCCACAAUGUAUCCAGCUCGGCUCUUCAGCUCUGCCGCCAGUAUUCGGAGCACAAAUAGCGGUGGGGACAGAAUGUCCGCUAGGGCGCCACCUUCAUUCAUAUCCAAGCAGCUCUCCGCCGACGAGUCACCACCCCCCAAAGAAGUACAAGACAUGUCACGAGCCUUAGGGGCCAAGAUCUUUGUCCACAGUCCCUUUGACUGCGUGGUUUCCAUGAAACGGGACUUUGCGGACCGUCUCGCCUGGCUGAAUGCUCGCGGGCAAUACGAGCAAGCAUGGAAUCUUAUUGACCAACACCCUGAACUAGCCGAGUCGACUUUGGACCCAGGUGAAAUUGCACCCGGGCUAAGGUCACGGAGCAGUCUUGGAGAAUUCUUUGCCGACGAUACUGCAUCCGUGAUGACCGCUGGUCGAGCCAAUAUCAACCCUGCUGCUGAGCACGAGAAGACCCGAAUCGGGGAAUUAUGGAUUGAACAACUGGUAGACCAAGACAAGUGGUCGGAAGCUGCUGAAGUUUGUGGGAAAGCCUUGCGUAGUACCUCUCGUUGGGAGCACUGGGCGUGGCUUUUCAUCAAGCGAGAGAAAAUGGAUGAGUUAUUGCCUCAUAUUCCCACCAAUUUACACCCAUCUCUUUCAGCUGAGAUUUACGAAACACUUUUAAACCAUUAUGUGUCGCAUGACUUGGGUCGAUUCAAAGACCUCGUGGACUCAUGGCCGGCAGCCUUGUUUGACCCAGAUAAUGUGACACCACAGGUGAGGGACCGGCUCAAUUCCCGUUCAGUGGUUGAUCAGUCUGAGGACUGGCAAUCUCUGACCGAUUGCCUCGCUAAACUCUACCUCAUGGGCGGGCACUACCGUGAGGCUCUGCAUUGCUACAUUCAAGUUCAAGAUGCGGAAGCAGUCAUGUCUUUGAUCAAGGAGCAUCAUCUGGUUGAUGCCGUAUCUGAUGAGAUCCCGGCCUUUAUCAUGAUCCGAAUAUCCAAACAGCAGAUGAAGUCGGCUUCUAGGGCUGAAUUGGAAGAGCUGGCCUCCGAACCCAUCCAGCUGUUAGUGAGGGAGGCCUACACGGGCAUUGUGCCCCCCGAGGCAGUUGUAUCCCAGCUGAAGGAUGCCAACCGGAUCCUAUUUGUCUACUUCUACCUUCGUGCCCUAUGGAGGGGCGAAGCGUUACCACACGAUGCAUCCAAGCCCCGACGCGGCCGAGGAGCUCAUUUUCGUGAUGCUGCGAAUAAAUUAGCGGCGGACGAGGGAAAGGCCCUGAUCGACGCAUUUGCAGACACCGCCGUGGAAGUGUUUGCCGAUUAUGAUCGUUCUCUACUGAUGGAGUUUCUACAAACUAGUAUAUCAUAUACAUUCGAGACAGCCAUCCAGAUUUGUGAGCAACGCCGGUACACGCAAGAGCUCAUCUACCUACUAUCCAAAAUGGGACAGACCAAGCGAGCCCUAAACUUGAUUCUGUCUGAUUUAAAAGAUGUGUCCCAGGCGAUCUCAUUUGCAAAAUCACAGGACGACCCCGAUCUGUGGGAGGAUCUCCUCGAUUACUCCAUGGACAAACCAAAGUUCAUUCACGGCCUUCUUGUCGAGGCUGGUACAUCUAUCGACCCCAUCAAACUGGUUCGCCGAAUCCCCAGCGGGUUGGAGAUCGAGGGUCUCCGAGAUGGGCUAACUCGGCUUAUCCGCGAACACGACUUGCAAACGAGCAUCAGCCAAGGCGCGGCACGUGUUAUGCAGAGCGAGGUGGCCCUCGGCAUGGACACGCUGCGCAAGGGCCAGCGGCGGGGGAUCAAAUUCAUGGUGAAUGACCACAAGGCCGCAAGUGGGGAAAUGGUACCGGAUGGGAAAUCUGUCGGUCCACAUGGUCAUGAUCAGCUUUCAUUAUCCAGUAAUUCAGAGGAGCGCGCGACAUCAAGUUCGGGACGGUGCGGUGGCUGCAAUGCACCGUUCAAAACAAACGAGCGCGAAAUCUUGGUAGGCUUCGCCUGUGGGCACAUCUUCCACGUCUCGCAUCUACACUCGGAAAGAUCUCUUCCACAGUCAACUACCGACACGCCUGAUCGGUCUGCAGAUCGAACACCACGGCCUUCCUCUCCCGCCGAAGAGGUCACUGUCUCGAGCGUGUCUCGGACGGUUGGACCCAAGGUCACAACGGCCCGUCUCCUGCGCGACAAAGUCGGGGAUGGGUGUCGAAUUUGCGCCCUGUCGAGAAAGAUUGAAUCUCUUGGCACCGAGGGUGCUAUCUAA
Messenger RNA from Penicillium oxalicum, 3912 nucleotides. RefSeq lists its product as uncharacterized. NCBI's taxonomy places the organism in Eukaryota, Fungi, Ascomycota, Eurotiomycetes, Eurotiales, Aspergillaceae. Bases 1 to 3912 code for a protein of 1303 amino acids. Gene Ontology annotation, cellular component: late endosome; HOPS complex. The transcript is spliced from 4 exons. Gene Ontology annotation, biological process: cellular response to starvation; macroautophagy; endosomal vesicle fusion. Gene Ontology annotation, molecular function: protein binding. The record is from RefSeq and is a predicted model, not a curated record.